Messenger RNA from Cylindrotheca closterium, 654 nucleotides. Lineage: Eukaryota; Bacillariophyta; Bacillariophyceae; Bacillariales; Bacillariaceae. The record is from the annotation of a GenBank genome assembly.
AUGAAGGUAUUGAACAAUGUCCUUUGCGUUUCCACCGCUGCCGCAAGUCUGUUGGUAGCCACUACCAAUGCAUUUGUUCCCCAAGCUUCCUGCUCUUUGACAUCCUCCUCGUCUACACAAUUGUCCAUGGGACUCUUUGACAACUUCAAGACGGGAGGAUCGGGACGGGAUCGACUGGAUGACGAAUGGCAGAAGCAACAAGAACUAUUGGAGGCUCGACGUGCACCCAAAUCCAAACGAGACCAAUACUUUAGAGACAUUGAAGCUCGUCGUCAAGCGGCCAGCAAGGAACGGGAUGACAAGUGGGGAUGGCAAACCAAGAAUUACGCCAAGGGAGAGGAUCCUCUCACGGAAUGGAAGAAGCGAAGAGCAGAGGGUACCAUUUCGGAUUUGAAUGAUCAAUAUGGAGAUCCCAAAAAGGUUGGAGGCAUUCCCUUCCCCAUGCCAUCCUUUGGUGUGGGAGGUGAAUUCGGAGUGGGAGGAAAGUAUGACAAUGGAGGUCGAUUUGAUUUGCGACUCCCAUAUGCGGAUCAAGGGUAUGUCGAUGAGGAUGCCGACUUUAUGGGAAAACUCUUUGGUAAAAAGAAGCCCAAAGCGGCACCUGUGGAAGAGAAGAAGGAACCAGAAAAGAAGAAGGGAUGGUUCAACUUUUAA